Molecule: messenger RNA, 3113 nt
Organism: Cyprinodon variegatus (sheepshead minnow)
Lineage: Eukaryota; Metazoa; Chordata; Actinopteri; Cyprinodontiformes; Cyprinodontidae
Gene: mfsd1l
Product: major facilitator superfamily domain-containing protein 1-like
Exons: 13
Coding region: 87-1541 (484 amino acids)
Biological process (GO): transmembrane transport
Molecular function (GO): transmembrane transporter activity
Source: RefSeq, a predicted model, not a curated record
UUGUUUUUCCCAGCAGCAGUAGUCUGCAGACGUUUUAUAGGAUGUGAAGCAUUAUUCUCUCUCUAACAGAUACAUUUCCUGACAGUAUGGCUCAACCAGCCGAAAAAGCCUAUUACCGCUUCAUGGUCCUCUUCUUUAACUGCCUGCUGACAUUUGGAUCUUACUUCUGCUUUGACAUCCCCAGUGUCUUACAGGAUCAAUUUCAAGGGAACCUCACGUGUCCCAAUGUAACACUGAUCAAUGGGACUGUGGACUGUGUGGAGGGCCUGGGGAUGAGUCCUCAGCAGUACAACCUGCUCUACGCCAUAUAUGCUUGGACAAAUGCAGUCGUGGUGAUUAUGGCAGGGUUCCUGAUUGACAAAUUAGGAAAUCGAUUCGGGGUGUUUCUCUUCUCUUUUCUCUGUGUUCUGGGCUCAUCUCUGUUUGCCCUCGGUUCCCACUUCAGAGGAACUCCCUACCUCCUUCCACUCAUGCUUACAGGACGUUUAUUAUUUGGUUCAGGCAAUGGAUCUUUGACCAUUGUACAGAACCGCAUCACAGCGUUCUGGUUCAAAGGGAAGGAGCUGGCUCUGGCUUUCGGUUUGACUCUGGCCUUUUCCCGUCUGGGUUCGGUUCUAAAUUUCUUCCUCACACAGAAAUUUGAAGAAAAAUAUGGCAUGCAGUGGACACUCUGGGGUGGAGCGCUGCUGUGCGUUCUUGGCUUUGUUUCUGCGAUUAUAGUGAGCGCCCUGGACAAGGUCGGAAUGAAACAGCUUGGCCUGGAUGGAGCCAUCAGAGAGGAGUCCCGCAAAGUGAGGGUCCAGGAUGUGAAGCUGUUGUCUCUCAGAUACUGGCUGCUGGUCCUCACCAUCAUGUUCUUCUAUAAUGGCAUUUUCCCAUUCAUUGCAGACGCCAGCAAGUUCAUUCAGGAUAAAUACAGCGACUACAGUCAGAAGGAGGCGGCCUACAUUGCGGGGGCGGUGUACGACAGCUCACUGGUUCUCUCAGCCAGCGUGGGCAUUCUCAUCGACUAUGUGGGACUUCGAGGGGUUUUUGCCGUGGCCUGCGCCAUCUUCACGCUGCCCGUCUUUGGACUCCUGGCGUUCACCUUUGUCCCUCCUCUGGUCUCUACUAUAUGGCUGGGAGUCACCUACUCCUUUGCUGCUGCCAGCAUGUGGCCUUCCAUCCCCCUGGUGGUGCCUCAGGCCACACUGGGAACAGCCAUGGGCCUGGCCACCUCCAUACAGAUGGUGGGGAUCGGGGUCUCCAAUCUGAUUGUCGGACAGAUUUUGGGCACAAAAUCAAGUGAAGCUAAGAUCCCACUCUGGCGCUGGCAGAGGAUGAUGAUCUUCAUGUUGGCCAACACCAUCUGCUGCAUCGUGACGUCUGUGCUGCUCAACUUCGUUGACCACAGACAGGGUGGCACUCUGAACAAGACAACCAAGAGAUCAGGGCAGACAGAGGGAGACUCGGAGCGAGAACCGCUCACCCGCGGUCAGGAGGAGGAAGAGCAACGCGAGGCUGAUGGCUCCAAUGUCACACCUCAUUCCAUCAAUUCAUGAGGUCUUUUGCCAAACCGUGUCUCAAAAUGAAAGACUGCAAGCUGCUGUUUCCCAGAUCACAGUUUCUAAGACAAACUACUUCUUUAUUUGGACCUUUUUGCUGCAACACCAGUUUAUAGAAAUGGAAAGGCUCUGGAAGAGCAGGUUGCAUUUUUCCACCUGUUUCAUAAAUUGAUUUUUAAAAUCAAAAGUGCAAUUUUAUCAGAAAAACAUUGAGACUUUUUUAACUUAAAUUUUUUAGGUGUUAUUUUGGACAGAAAGGGAUGCAGUUACUGGACUGGAAGAUCUUAUAGUUAUGUUUUUAUUUUGGUUAAAAUGAGAGGAAAGCAUUAAUAUUGUGGGGAUUAAACAGUUAAUCUAAAUUGUCCCUCCAGGCAAUGUUUUUACUAUUUUAACUCUUUUUUUAUACAGAUUCCACCUUAGUUCCCCUUUUUCAGGUGUUUUUAUUUGUAACAAGCUCAAUUAUCUGCAACUUGGCCACUAGGUGGCUCAAUUUCUUCAAAAACAUCAUUAAAUGUAAUCUUAAUUUGCAUUUUUUAAAUCUACAUCACAUCACUAAAGUUUUUUUAACUAAUGGACAAAUGUAAUAAUGCAAAUACUGCCAUCAUGCAUUAAAUCAGCAUGAAUUUAUAAUUUUAGGCAUUCUGAAUUUUCUCUUCAUCAAUGACCUUAAACUCAAAUCCUUAAAGAAUCUUUUUCCUGCAUUUUUAGAUGUUCCCCUGAAACUUCAGACAUGAAUCAAAUGGCUAAACUACCUCAUUAGCAUCAGCCAAGCUCCGCUAUUAAAUCAGGGGUUGAUGAAGCAGAAUCAUAUGUAAAGGUUGCAGGAGUUUGAAACCAUUGCACUAAAUAUUUAGAGGAUUGUUUUCAUUUCAUUAAUGCUAAUCUUUAUCAGUGGGAUUAGCAGAAUCUGUGAGUUUCCACUAAAAACCAGGAAGAUGAUUUCAAGUACCUUUGAAACUGAAUGCUAAGGGAGAAAAUGGUGAACUAUACUGAAGCAUCUCUCACAUCAACAUGCUCUAUGAGGUCCGUAGACCACCCACUGACCACACCCUGUGAUCCUAAACAGACGGAAGCCAAACUUCUCCUAAUUCUUGUGGAUUUUUUCUCUAAAACGUCUCUUCAGAUGUGAGCAUGGGUUGAUAGGAUCAACUUUAUAAGUAUUAGGCAGAAUCCCACUGAUGGAGCCAUUAAGGUACCAUUAGUCACUGACCCAGCCUAUGACGCAUCAUUCACCAUAUUAAGGCCUGUAAAUGUUCCACAGGAACAGAAACAUCUUUUUUAAAGACUAGAAGGUCAUUUUUGAGCAGAGUAUUUCAUACUUCACCGUGGAUCGAUUAGCGCAGUUGUCUGCAGGAGUCUUUGUAACCUCUGCAGUGGUUUUAAUAGUGGCUUGAAAUGAUAUAAAGUAACUAAUGCAAUAUGAUAACAAACAGCAGUCUCCUUUAAAGAUAAUUUGAUUGCAUUUUCUCCACAAAAUGACAUUAAAAGAACCAGAAACAUGUUAUUGGAUCUGCUUUUCUUGUCAUUUGCUUGGAGAUUUUGGAUUUUUUUCUGUUUUUUUCUUUAUUU